AUGGCCCCGCUGGAUGUGGCCCUGCAGGGCCUCUCGGUGUUCGGCCUGGUUCUGUUCGCGGUUCUGUGGCUCAUGCACCUCAUGUCCAUCAUCUAUGUGCGUCUCCACCUCCACAGGAAGAGGUCGGAGGUCAAGCAGCCGUUUGCUCAGGUCCUGGGCGUUUCUCUGCUGAAGCCGCUGAAGGGCGUCGACCCCAACCUGAUCUCCAACCUGGAGACCUUCUUCACCCUGGACUACCCCAAGUACGAGAUCCUGCUGUGUGUCCAGGACCAGGACGACCCAGCUGUGGACGUCUGCAAGAAGCUGCUGGGAAAGUAUCCCAACGUCGACGCCGGACUGUUCAUCGGUGGGAAGAAGGUCGGGAUCAACCCCAAGAUCAACAACCUGAUGCCUGGAUACGAAGCAGCCAAGUACGGACUGGUGUGGAUCUGUGACAGCGGCAUCCGAGUGAAACCUGACACUCUGACCGACCUAACCAAUCAGAUGACGGAGAAGGUGGGUCUGGUCCACGGGCUGCCGUACGUCGCCGACCGUCAAGGCUUCGCCGCCACACUGGAGCAGGUAUACUUCGGGACGUCUCACCCCCGCUCCUACAUCUCGGCCAACGUGACGGGGAUCAAGUGCGUGACGGGAAUGUCGUGUCUGAUGCGGAAGGACGUUCUGGACCAGGCGGGGGGUCUGGUGGCCUUCGCCCAGUACAUCGCCGAGGAUUACUUCAUGGCCAAGGCCAUCGCCGACAGAGGAUGGAAGUUCUCCAUGGCGACGCAGGUGGCGCUGCAGAACUCCGGCUCCUACUCCAUUGGACUGUUCCAGUCCCGUAUGAUCAGGUGGACCAAGCUGCGCAUCAACAUGGUUCCCGCCACCGUCCUGGAGCCCAUCUCUGAGUGCUUCCUGUCCAGCCUCAUCAUCGGCUGGGCCGCACACCACGUCUUCAGGUGGGACAUGAUGGUCUUCUUCAUGUGCCACUGCCUCGCCUGGUUCAUCGCCGACUACAUACAGCUGACGGGAGUCCAGGGCGGCGCCCUGAGCUUCUCCAAGCUGGACUUCGCCGUGGCGUGGUUCAUCAGGGAGUCCAUGUCGGUGCAGAUCUUCCUGUCGGCGCUGUGGGACCCCACCAUCAGCUGGAGAACGGGUCGGUACCGGCUCCGCUGCGGCGGCACGGCCGAGGAGAUCCUGGAUGUGUAGUUACCAUGGUUACCAGAGACUGACGGUUUUACAUGAGGCGCAGUGUGUGUGUGUGUGUGUGUGUGUGUUUUUUUAACUAUUUAUGUUUCUGUCGGUGCUAAAAAUAAAACGAGUCGAUCACAGCGCAGCACCGAAGAACGACACACCUGAGCUCUGAUCAGCCAAUCAGGACAGAGUACCAGCCACUCUGGCUUCUCAUUGGUCCUCACUGCUUUUUAACUUCCAGGAAAUCAAGAGCAGCAACAAGACUUUUACUUUGAAAUCCACGGGGAGUCUGACGCACUUCUAAUCAGCUGAUGUGGUUUACAGCGCCCCCUGGCGGCGACGUGGCGGCCAAUCAGAGGCCAGCAGCGCUGUUGAUUAAGUGAUGCCUUUAUUCUGAAGGUCCAAACAUUUCAACAGAACCGGACCAAGACGAGGCGACACAUUUCUCUGCAGCUGCAGUCCGUCAUGCUGUGUGUGUGUGUGUGUGUGUGUGUGUGUGUGUGUGUGUGUGUGUGUGUGCGCGCGCGCUCAGCCUCGGGCGUUUGGUGAUGACAUCAUCAGCUGUCGGAUGAACCCCGUCUGAAUGUUUGAGUGUUUUUGUACGUUUUGUUUCUCAUUGUUACAAAACACCUGCUGUAAACGGACCAAUCACGGACCAGGACAAUAAUCCGUUUCCAGCGAUCGCGCUGUGAUUGGCCCACGGGAGGGGCUGUGGGCGGGACUUUGACAGACGCACGGCAGCCAUUGGUUGUAAGAUGUAUUUAUUUAUUCAUGCUCCAACUUCCUGUCGCACCUUCAGAAUAAAUAAAGAUUUAACAAACUUUG
This is a messenger RNA of Poecilia reticulata (guppy), 1995 nucleotides long. It is a transcript of the gene ugcg, whose product is annotated as UDP-glucose ceramide glucosyltransferase. Gene Ontology annotation, biological process: glucosylceramide biosynthetic process. Gene Ontology annotation, molecular function: ceramide glucosyltransferase activity. Gene Ontology annotation, cellular component: membrane. The record is from RefSeq and is a predicted model, not a curated record. NCBI's taxonomy places the organism in Eukaryota, Metazoa, Chordata, Actinopteri, Cyprinodontiformes, Poeciliidae.